AUGUCUGAUACCAACGAUACGUUUGCUAACUUCAGAUUUACCACGAUUAUCAACGAUAGAUGUGACAAAUCAUUAAAACUGGAGACGCGAUCUGUUAAAUUUUGGGAGUGUGCUUUGUGGUGUGGUAGAGUAAAAGACUGUAGAAGAUUUCUGCACUCUAAAAAUAAUUUGAUGUGUACGUUAUAUUCUGAUGGUAACAAUUGUAUUGUAAAUGGUGAUUCUUCUGGAUAUCGCUGUUUUGUUAAGUAUUUUGGAUGUGUUGCUGAUACAUGUACCUGUCCUCGAGGUUUCUAUGGCGAUAAAUGUACACAAAUAGCUAUAGACUGUAAAGAUUAUGUGGCAAGAGGAUUUGGAGAAUCGAAAACUGUUCUUACAAAUAUUCAACCAGAAACAUCCCCCGAACCUUUUGAAGCAUCUUGCUGGCUGGGAAGUUCAGGAGCUCUAACCAUUCUUGAACGAGAUGCUACCUGUAAUGUCGAAAACUUCAACCGCAGUUUGCAUGAGUAUGGGGUGGGAUUUGGAAAUGUUCCUUGGAAUGGAUGGCUAGGAUUUGAUAAGAUACUUCCAUUGGUGAGCAAACAAAAUUCACGACUGCGUUUAGAAGUAUAUUUUAGAAGAACCUCGAGUAUUUCCUGCGGAAUAAAAUACAACCUUUUUUCAAUUGGAAAUUAUUCAAGUCAGUAUACAUUCUACGCUGCAAGAUUUGAUGCUAUAGGAUCUACGUUUUGUGGCGAUUCGAUUAUGGGGGGCAAUAGUACGCUUAAUUUAACAGGUCGACCGUUCUCAACGUUCGACAGCGAUUUGACGGGAUUCGAUUGUCCAACGACCUUCGGAGGAGGAUGGUGGUUUGCUGAUGAUAUCCGCUGCACCGACAGUUUUGCAACUGGAGGCGCUAUGUCGCAUAACUAUUGGCGAAAUACGUUGCAAAACCAACAAAUCUCAUAUCUUGUCUUAAAAGUAGCUUAUUAUUAA
Molecule: messenger RNA, 972 nt
Organism: Lottia gigantea (owl limpet)
Lineage: Eukaryota; Metazoa; Mollusca; Gastropoda; Lottiidae
Exons: 3
Coding region: 1-972 (323 amino acids)
Source: RefSeq, a predicted model, not a curated record